Molecule: messenger RNA, 8722 nt
Organism: Musca domestica (house fly)
Lineage: Eukaryota; Metazoa; Arthropoda; Insecta; Diptera; Muscidae
Product: serine/threonine-protein kinase ATM
Exons: 30
Coding region: 280-8625 (2781 amino acids)
Biological process (GO): DNA repair
Molecular function (GO): protein serine/threonine kinase activity; protein binding
Source: RefSeq, a predicted model, not a curated record
AUAACUUUUCUAUGUCGGUGAAUGGAAUGGAAUUCUGUCCCCAGUUGGCAAAAAUAUUCGCAAGCCGCCACUGAGAAAAUCAUUUGCAUUCUUCGUCUGGUCUGUCGUUCUGUUGCUUAUUUUUUUUAUCGACCAUUCUGUCUCGUCUUUUAAUUCGUAUCGUUUGGAACGCUUUUAAAAUUCCUUUGGAGAAAUAAUUGUUCGCGGGUUUUUAAGUCCUUAUAAUAUUAUUUCCGUAUUUUAUGUCCGCAGGGGUUUUGUUUCGUUCGUUUAAACAUUAUGUCCAGUAUUGUUUGUUUAAUAAACCAACUAUGUGCUGAAUUGCGUUCCGAGAAAGUGACUACACGUAAUAAAGCUGCCGAACAAUUGGAGAAUCAUCUGGGCUCCUCCAAAAAUGAACUCUUCGCCAAACUGCCAAAACGGGAUGAGACCAAUGUUUCUUGGACUACAAUAUUCAAUAGUGUUGUUGAUGCCACCAUCAAACAUGCAAUUAAGGUGGACGAAUCCAAGGACACAAAGAGCCAGGCGCCAUUGCUUAAUAAGAACUAUCUCUACAGUUCCAUUGUCAACAAGUUAAUUAACUACAACCUGGAAGAUCCUGAGCAUUUGUUUAACAAGGCCACACUGUUCAAUGGAUUUCAAGAAGGUUUCAAGAGUCGUGUUGCAGUACUCUAUUUCAAUGACAUUUUCCUAUGCAUCUUGAAUCAGGGAUUAUUUAAGUCUGCUGUCUACAUUAGAGACAUGAAGGUCAAUGAAUUCAGUCUCAUACUUUCGUACCUUUUUGAAACCAACAAAGGUACUGACGACCUAUUUCGCUUUGCAUCCCUAAAAGCCAUAACAAAAACAAUUGAACUAUCCCAUGAAUAUGUCCAAAUGAGUGCAGAUGUUAUUGCCUAUUUUCCAGAAAUCCAUGAGUUUGCGAACAGAGCCAUAAAAGAUGGUCAAAAGUCCGAAGUCAUCAAAUUGUAUUUUCUAAUGAUUUCUCAGCAUUCUGUUGACUAUCACAAUAUUAUAUGUACCGAUUUCCAAGUUGUUUUGCCCAUUAUUAUUGGAUUUUAUCAAUACAAUAUGAAGGCUGAGACAAAGGAAUUACUUUUUAAAUCUAUACUGAUAUCACUGCAAGCCUUAUAUCCUUAUAUACAUCAGGGUGAUACCAACACCAUUAACAUUACCCUCCACAAUACAUGGACGAAGACGAUAAGAAAACUUAAGACAUUAAUCGAAAUUGAAAUAAAGGAACGUAAAAGUAGUCACUAUCAGUUAAGUCGUUCUCAGCACAGUGAUAAAAGUCUGGAGGUCUUUGUAAAAAUGUCUGCCCUAGUAAUGUAUUUGUUUUUGUGGCACUUUGAUAACAACACCAAUGAUGGAAAUUCUGAUAAGGAUUCAUCCGAACAAAAAUCCAAAAUAUCAAGGCCCGCAGACAAGAUUGAAAUUUUAUUGGAUUUAGUACAGCCCCAAAAACUGAAAUAUAAUGAUAUUUGGUUAGCAAUAUUGGCAGAACUUGUUACUGCAGUCGAUACCAUUGUAAAUGUGGCAAAUUAUCAGCAAUUGCUGAAAUUAACAUUAAACAUUCUAGAGGAUUAUUCUAAUGGAAGAAAUAUGCAAUGCAUUCGUCUGUUGCUAACUAAACUGUUAGUCAAAGAAAAGGAAUUUGUGGCCACAAAAUCUAUUCCCGAUAAUUAUUGCCACGAAGAAUGGCUGCAAAUAAAAAAGACUCUAAUAAAUGAUACAUCGUCGUGUUCAGAUGUCAUUGCUGAAAAACAAAAGCUUUUACAGAAACUUAUUUUGCAUCGAAAAUUGUCCGUCGAUUGUUGUACAACCCUUAUUAAUUCCUUUAUAACGAAUGCUGCUUUGAGGAGAACCGAAUGUGUACAAACAUUAAAAGAAAUUUUCAAAAAUGCCGACCAUAUUGGUUUGGACAAAACAUCUAAUCUUGUUGGUCAGUGUAUUUCAUGGCUAUAUGGUGAUAAGGAUAGAAAUGAAGCCAAGAGCAUACUACUGCAUAUAGAACCAAUAAAACCGCAAUUAAUAGCCGAUACAUGUGCCAUAGCUGUCAUAAAUUUUCUCAGUGAAGCAUCACUAAAUGCAAAGUUCACUGCCGAAGACUCUAUUUUAAAUGAUAACUUACAAAAUCUACAAUUUAAAUAUAUACGAAAAUUUUUAUGUCUAGAAUGUCAUGCCAAAGCUUUACAAUUACAUGAGCAAACGACAAAUUUAAAGACUUUACAAUCACCAGCGAAUUGUCUAUUCCAAUGCAAUUAUGAACUGCUAAUGCGUACUGUGAACUUUGAAACAACUCAGGGAACAAGCUGUAAGGAUAUCCUAGAAGAUUUAACAUCAUUACAGAAAAUAUCGAUGCUUAUGAAAUCGCUUUUGGAGCAUGGUGUCUUUGACGACAACUCGUUUAUGCAAUGUCCACUUAUCAAGCGUAUUGGUUUCUUUUUGAGUCACUUGGAGCUACAAUUCAAAAAUAACUCCUCAACAGCAAUAGAACGUUCGACACUGAGUGAAAUCCUCAAUCUAUUGGAAUAUAUUAUUAAAUGUUUUACCAGCAAUGUUACUCUCUUGCAGUAUUUGGAGAAACAGCCGAUUGAGGAAAUGAUUCAAUUUUUGGGUACAUCUUUGAAAAUUUGUGCAAAAAAUUCAACCACACAAACGGAAUUCGAUGACUGGACUUCAAUAGCUGACAAAAUUCUAUGUUUGUUGGCAAAUUUGUGUGCCAGCUCAAGCCAUUGGAAGGAGGCUUUUGAAUAUGUGGCGAAAUACAAUUUUAAUACAAAAACUCAAACCGCAAUCAUUUUGCAAUUGACAAAGAUAUUCUGUAGGCAGAAGUCUCGUUAUGUCAACAUUGGAUCAUGGUUUGUUAACAAAUUGAAAACAACAUUUAAAUUGUAUUACUCCAAUAUCGAAAUAAUGAAUUCAAUUUUGGAAAUUAUACCAGAUAUUUUUGUUUAUAUACAACUCUAUGAAGACUCUCUGGACGAUAUGCUGUUGGCCAUGUAUUCCCUAUUCAAAAUCGCCUUUAGAAAAUCAUACUCCACAAAAAUGACUGCCAAAAUCAUCACCAGUAUUUGUUACAUUGCUCGUGAUUGUCGUAAUAUCUAUGUUCAGGAUAAUUUUCGAAAUCUCUGUUUUUCCAUUGUAAAUUUUCUACCAUUUCCAUCGUUGGAUAUACAAUAUGCUGCGAUUAAUACCAUCACUGCCUUAAUGGAUAUUAACUGGUUGAAAAAUACAAAAUGUGAUAUAGAUUUAUAUUAUGAUUUCUGUGAUAAUAUCUAUGAGUUGAUUAAAUGGAAGAAGUUACAAGUGGCACCAACACAAGCGGAAAGUGCCGAUCAGUUGCAAAAUGCCAAGUCAUUAAAUGUCCAAUUGUUGGUGGGCAUUUUGGCAUUUAGUUGUUAUCAUCGUAGCAAUGCUUUGCAAGAGUUGUCACAUGUCUGUGCAUUUUACAAAUUUACAGAAGCUGAUUUCAUAGAGUAUCAUCGCAUUGCUUCGUUCUACAAAACAUCGACCACUGAGCUACUAAAAACAAACAUUCCGAGUGCCAUACAUACAUGGAUAUCAAAAUCAUUUCCUAUAUUAAAAUUUCCUUUUUAUCUCUGCUAUAAAACCAAAAACGAUUUUCUCAGUGAUAAUAUUGAUUUAAUUACCACCUGUCUUUUGCUCUACAACAAGUCGGAUGAAAUCAAGAAUUUGGAACAAUUUGGAGACAUGCUGGAGCUAUUAAAGAUGGCUACGCCAAUUAUAAACUUCUUCAUCUUGGUUGCUCAAUGUCCUGCCAAUGAAAACAAUGAGCUUAAGAAAUAUGUACAAAAUAUGUUGAAAUUAAAACUAGAUUUUAGUAAAACAAAAAGUGAUAACAAUACCUGGAAAGUAGUGUAUGCCUUGUUCGAUGCUUUGCAUGAUGAUGGCGAUUCAAAGCUAUUGGCAGGGUUUCCAAUGUUUUUGCAAACACCAAAAUGGUACAACAUCAACAACAAAUGUCUCAGAUCGGCUUUAAAUGUUUACAUUAAUAGCAACCCAGGAGAGGUUAAACCCGAACUUCUUUUGAAUUACAUAAGCAAACACUCUCUGCGUUUGGUGAAAACAUUUGGUGCCCUCAAAAGGAAUUGCAGCCAAUGCAUUUAUCCCAUGGAUUCUUUGAAACAAUUUUAUAAAUUUUACAAACUAUCCGAUAUGGUUUUGGACACUCUUGCUGUACGAUCGGCAGCGCUGCCUCAACAUUUAUGUUUUUAUUUUCUACAUGACAUUAUCUAUUAUUGUCUGCAUUGUAUUGAAACAGCAGCGGAUACAACACAGAGUCUUAGAAAAGUGGCCUUAACCGGUUUGGAAAAACUAACCACAAAAAUAAUCGAUAUUGAAGAUAUCAAUUCGUUUAUGCAGAAGCAUUUAAGUUUUAUUUGCAAGUCUCUGGUCUACACUCACAAACGCAGCAAUAGCAUUGAUGAGCAAACCAAAAUUACAUCCAUAUGUGAACAUUUGAUAAGCAACUAUAAAAAGGCAAUAUCGGAUAAACAUUAUAUGCUGAAUAUAUUUGCAAACAAUGAGAACUUCAACAAUGUUAAUAAAUUAUUGGAGACCUUAAGUGAAAAUAUAUCAGAUGAUGACAAUGCCGAUUGUUGGAAAAAAUAUUUGGAUAUAUUUAUGGAGAAUACCAAUUAUACGCUGGAUUCAUUUAAAUUUUUACAACAACAUAUUGCAGCCAACAAACACAUUGUCCAAGCUGACAAAAAUGUAUUGUAUCGAUUAAUUCGUCAUCUGCUGCAAUUUUUACGCCAAAGUGAAGAUGAAGCUUUAAAUUUGGAAGUCUUGAAAUGUUUGGGGGAGAUUGGACCAUUAAAUCUUUAUCAAAUGUCUUACUAUUUUGAAGUGGAAAAUUCAAUAGAUGAGGAUACUAACAGUGCCAAACAAAUCGAAAAUUUUUAUAAUAACAUAUACUUAAUUCUGGAACAUCUAUUGAACAAGUUUAAUCCAAAUACACAUUUAUAUGUCAUUGAUGUGGCGCAAUAUCUGGUGAAUUCAAAAUAUGGACAAGAUUUAAUGGAAAAAUUCCCAACGUUUAUGGUAUUUCGAGCAAAUGUUACCCAAAAUUAUAUGGAUCUUUAUGAGAGUAUAACACCUGCAAAUUGGUGUGACACCCUUAAGUCAUGCGAACACAUGGAUUAUGACAAUUUUAUACGGCAAUUUGUUGCAAAAAUCUAUGACCAUUGUUGUUGGCUACAAUUUCGUGAUUUAUCAAAAAAUGAUCUGUAUUUUGCUGAACAUUCCAUAACACCCUUUAUUAAGCUACUUUUACAUUGUGAAGAGGGAGAGAAUCACAAGACUGGCAUUAUGACCAUGUUGGAGUAUUUCUUCGAAACAUUUCAGCAGCAGCACAAAACCGAUUUCGUUGGCUGCGAAAACAAAAUGAUUUACAAAGAGAAACGUAUUGUGAAUUUGAUACUAAAUAUAUGUGAAUGUAUUCGCAUCAAUAAUUCGUGGGAUUUACCUUUAAAUCUUUUGAAUGUUGUGGAGGCUUGUAAUUACUGUCAAGCUUACUUCUUGUCCAUAAUCUAUUUGGAAAUGUGGGCAUUGGGUCAAAUUUCCUUGGGUGAUAAGACAAAUGUUGAGAUACUUUCCAAUGAGUCGUUUCAAAGACUUGCCCGAAAGGCCUAUGAUGCGAUUGGUUGCAAUGAUGCAAUUUCUGGAUUUAUUAAUCCCUUAACUUCACGCAUGGAUUAUUUGAAUUUAACAAAUAAUUGGCCAGAUAUAUUGAUCGAGACAACGGAUACAUCAGAUAUGUGUAAUGAGGUGCUCAAACGAAAUGGUAUGCUUAAUCUUGCCUGUUCCUCGGCGGAUAAUCGAAAACAAAAUGUCGAUUAUGAAAUCUGUUGGCGUUUGUGUCGUUGGGAUACUGUCGUUGAAGGCCAUUCUAAAGUCAAUACCCUGAAUGAUAUGGAAUAUGAAUUUGAAAAACAUCAUUUCAAUGCCUUAAAGUGUCUCAACAAUAAGGAGGAGAAUAACACCUUGGCUGCCAUUGAGAAAUCGCGUCAUUGUGUUUUGAAUAUCCUCAAGGAGAUUAGUGUGGAAUGUUUGCAAAGUGUUUACAAGUAUUUGACUUGGCUACAAUUGUUGCAACAAUGCGAAGAUUUUUGUUUGAUUCAAUUUUCCAAAUCAACGGAUGUUGAUCAUAUAUUCAAAAAAUGGCAAUUGGAAACAAAUGAUUUGGAAUAUGGUCUAUUUUCCAGCAAGGAAUUGAUAUUGUCUCAUCAGAUAUCUCUAUUUCAAACGGCUGGCAUCAGGGCGAGUAGAAAGAUUAAAGAAUUUUAUAAGGAUGACCCCGUCGAGAAGUGCCUGCUAAAAUGCAUAAGAGAUUGUAAAGCAGCUGGAGAAAUAAAUCUUGCCAAACGUUAUGUGGCCAUACUCAAUAACAUGUGUAGCAACAGUAGUGCUUCGUUGAAGAUUAGCGCCUUACUCGAAGACGUGGAUAUAUGCAUGAAAACGGGUAAAUCGGAUAUGGUUAAAUCCAUUUUGCAUCACAUAUUCAAAAAUCGUGAAUUCCAAUAUUGCCUGCAACGUGUAAAAGCAAUGCAACUAAAUGGCCAGUAUUUGAUGGACACCAAUGCCGAGACUUUUGAAAAUGUUUUGAGAAAGUACUUUAUGGGCUCGCUGGAUGUUUUGGGAAAAUAUAGUCAGUCUAAGGAUGUGAUUUUACAAAAGUUUCCCAAUUUAUUUACCUUAGAAGAAUUUGAAGUGUGCCAGGCGGAAAGUAAAAAAAGUGCCUACGAAAUCAUUGCCAAAUAUGCGGAUAGGGAAUAUGUACAGUUAAACAAUUAUGCCAAUUCCGAUCAAUUUGCAAUUAAACGCCAAACAAUGAAACUAAACCGGGAAGCAGUUUCCACCAUUAACCCCCGUUCGAUGGAUCACGAUAAACGUGUUGCGGCAAGUUUCAUGAAGAAAACUUCCCACAUGGACGAACAGGAAAUUGCUCAAAUUGAGAAUAAAGUCACCUCAAAUUUGUGCACAGCUGUGGAAAAUUAUAUGAAAUUUUCCUGUUUGGACAAUGCCAUAUCAAGUCCGGUUAUUUAUCGCAUUAUCGGUUUGUGGUUUGCCAAUAAACAAAAUGACACGCUACGUGCCACAAUACAAGAACACAUCGAUGCUGUACCCAGUUAUAAAUUUAUAUGUGCCCUCAAUCAGAUGACAGCUCGUUUGAAUUCCAAACAUGAUGAAUUCAUCAAAAUUCUUAAGAAUAUUAUGAUUCGUUGUGUCCAGGAGCAUCCACAUCAUACCCUAUAUCAAUUGUAUCCCAUUGUGUACGGGUACAUGGAUGGCACACAAAACAAAGCCGAUUAUCGUUCGAAACUUGCUCAGGAGAUUAUUGCCAAAGCCAAGUCGAAAAUAAACGCGAAUACGAUUAAGCAAUUGGAGAGCGUCAUACCGGCCCUAAUUGAAUUUGCCAAUACCGAAAUAAAGGACAACAAAGAGCCAUCAAUUUCUCUAAGUGAGAAACUAAGGCGAAUGAAAAGUCUCGAUGCCAUACAUUGUCCAACAAUUGAUUUGCCUGUCAGAAUCGAUAGGAAUUAUACAAUCAAAGGCAUUGUCAAAUGGGAAUCUCAAGUUGGUUUGGUUGGCGGUAUAAAUGCUCCCAAAAAGUUGUCUUGUCUCUGUUCCGAUGGUAUUAAACGACCACAAUUGUUGAAGGGCAAGGAUGAUUUGCGCCAAGACGCUGUGAUGCAACAAGUAUUUUGUAUGAUUAAUAAUCUGCUGCAACAAGAACCAAAAGCUGUACAGCGUAAGCUUCUAAUUCGCACCUACAAAGUGAUACCGCUCUCAACGCGCAGCGGUUUAUUGGAAUGGUGUCAAAACACCGUACCAAUUGGUAUGUAUUUGACGCAAGCUCAUCAAAAAUAUCGUCCAAAGGAUUACACUGUUAUGAAUUGUCGAAAAUUAGCUCAUGCACAUUUAAAAUCGAAUCCUGAAAAACGUCACGAAACCUACAUUAAUAUUACGAAGCAUAUCCAACCGGUGUUUCAUUAUUUUUUCUAUGAGAAAUUUUUGAAACCCGGAAUAUGGUUCGAACGUCGUCUGGCUUAUAUAAAUAGUGUGGCCACAACAUCUAUGGUUGGUUACAUCUUGGGCCUGGGUGAUCGUCACACACAAAAUAUAUUAAUCGAUCAAAAUUCGGCCGAAGUUAUACACAUUGACUUUGGCAUUGCCUUUGAGCAGGGUAAGAUUAUGCCCACUCCGGAGACUGUACCCUUUCGUUUAACCAGAGAUAUGUUGGCGCCCAUGGGUAUUUGUGGUCCCAAUGGUGUUUUCAAAAAAUCCUGCGAAACCACAAUGGAGAUUUUGCGGAGACAUCAAGAUGUUAUAACUACAAUAUUGGAAGUUUUGCUCUAUGAUCCCUUGUAUAUAUGGAAUGUUGUGCCACAGAUCAAUGAUAAUGACAACAACAAUACAACUGAAGAGAAAAAUCACAUAGCUCAACGUGCCUUAAUUGUUGUCCAAAACAAAUUGGAAGGCAAACAAAAUGGUAUAUUUGGAACAUCCAGUGUACCGGUACAGGUUGAACGUUUAAUUAACGAUGCCAUUAAUACUCGUAAUCUUUGUAUGUUGUUUUCGGGCUGGGACCCGUAUUUGUAAAGAAUUUUGUUUUUUAUAUUUUUAAUUGUUUUUAUAUUAUAUGUUUUAUGUAACUACUAUGUGUGUGUGAAAAUAUAUACUAUUUAAUCUGCAAAAA